Molecule: messenger RNA, 1883 nt
Organism: Chaetomium strumarium
Lineage: Eukaryota; Fungi; Ascomycota; Sordariomycetes; Sordariales; Chaetomiaceae
Exons: 2
Coding region: 97-1644 (515 amino acids)
Source: RefSeq, a predicted model, not a curated record
UCGCUCGGGCUGCGGCCUGCGAUUCGCGCCCAUCGCCACGGACGCUCAUUCUUCUGGCAGCGCUUGCCCACAUUCGUUCACAGCCACGCAACCGCCAUGACUAAUCAAGGCGAAGCCAGCGGGUCUUCACUCUCUCAGGCCCGCCGCAGCAGCACCCGCCACACCCACAACCACAAGCAUCAGCACCAGCAUCAACACCUUCACCACCAACACCGUCUCUUGCAUGCGCGCGAGGCCGGCAGCAGUACGUCGCCACACAUUCGUUCAGAACAAAACGGCAAGUUGCACGACCGCCAAGUCGUGAUCGUCCAGACUGUAUCCAUCGUCCAUUACAUCGAUGCUUCGGGCGCAGUCACGAGCAUCGAAACCCUUCGUUCAAGAAGCGCCGAUCCUGUUGCAUCGACAUCGCUCGACCCGCCGGCGACCAUCAGCGCCGGCCUUACCGCUCUGGACAACGUACUGCCCAGCGUGUCUUUCUCCGUUUCAAUAGGUCUCAGCGAUGCCACGCUGCCGACCGACACCUCCGCCGAGCCGGAGACGUCAUCUUCGUCCCCUACGUCGUCUACGUCAUCCGAGACUUUGAGAUCCGAGACUCUUUUGACUUCCACUCCUUUUAGCAGCCUGUCGGCCCUUCCCACGCUAUCCAGCGGGGCGUUCCAUUCUUCACACACAGCGUCAUUCUUUGGCAACUACACCACGGGGCUCUUUUCAAAUUCGACGAGGACCUCAUCUUCAUAUACCACGCUCGCUUCGACUUCGCGUACAGCUUCAACUUUGAUUACGAGCAGCAGCUCUGUUUUGACACCCACAGCGACUUCCGACGACGCUUUCACGAUUGAGUCAGACGGAACCGGAGAUAGUGCAACUGCCGGCCUCGGAUCUCCGGUGACCACCUCGGCCCCCGUGUCACAGACCGCCAAAGCCUCCUCUGGUCUCACACCCCAAACCCGGAACGCCGUUGUUGGAGGGGUCGUUGGCAGUGUUGCUGGCAUCGCGCUCAUUGCACUCGUUUUAUUGUAUCUGUUCAAGUGGAGGAAACAACGUGGCCAGGGCAUCAUGCUCCUCGGCGACGGGGAUAGCAGCGCUCGGGGGAGGGGCUUUUCAUCCGGAGGAGCAGCUAAGCACGGCGGCGGCAGCGGAGGAGCAGGAGCAGGUGCACCAGCAGGUGCAGGGGAAGGAGGCGCGAUGACGGAGCGGUCAGGUCCGUUCGCGUUAGCAUCAUCCGCCCUCUCCAAGCUGAGCGGCGGUAAGCGAGCGAUCGACGCGCCUUGCCAGCCAGCGGCACAGGAGAAGGGAUUCUACAGGGUAUCUGGCAGGAAACUGAUUUCAGUCCUUGAAUCCGGCGGCGACGGCUAUACCGACCCGCCCUAUGACGUCGGCAACUACCGAGACUCGCAGGGUUAUCUGGACGAUCCCAACGCCCCGCCGUUACAGCUAGGAUCUCCGAUGCGGCCGGUGAGCGGCGUCCCCAUCUUCCGAGACGGACCGCAGCGGAGCCCCGUGUGCGAACAGGGACCCUCGCCGGCCGUCCGGCCGCCUUCGACGUAUCCCGCCAUGUUACCGGUACGGGAUGCGCUCGGCCGCAGCCUUGCCUCGCGAGACGGCUCGCGCGUGUCGACUUCCCGGUUCACGGAGCAGACAUGACCCUCGGGCUUUAGACCCGAACAGUCGAUUAUAUUCUACCGUAUAUGCCACAUCAGCUUUAUUCUGUAAUGUCUGGAACCACCGGCGUCAGCGGCGGCGGGGAAGCGGGCUGUCUCUGCAUGGUUGGCAAGCAGCAGCACUGACGCGAUCUUGGGUAAUUUCCCCGUCUGUCUCUUGAAUACACUUUCCAUACCCAAGGCCCAUCUUUCGGAGCUGCGGGUUGCUAUAGAUGUAGAAAC